This is a messenger RNA of Siniperca chuatsi (mandarin fish), 1585 nucleotides long. Its product is annotated as keratin, type I cytoskeletal 18-like. The transcript has 7 exons. Gene Ontology annotation, biological process: intermediate filament cytoskeleton organization. NCBI's taxonomy places the organism in Eukaryota, Metazoa, Chordata, Actinopteri, Centrarchiformes, Sinipercidae. Gene Ontology annotation, cellular component: keratin filament. Gene Ontology annotation, molecular function: structural molecule activity. The record is from RefSeq and is a predicted model, not a curated record. Bases 85 to 1335 code for a protein of 416 amino acids.
AGCGUCACUUUCUAAGCCAGCCAGCAGUGAGUCUCCACAUCUCAUUUUUCACUUCAUUCUCUGCCGUGCCUAAACUUCUCCAAAAUGAGCUUCAGAAGAUCCAACAUGCAGCAGAUACCUUCUUCCCACAUCUCCAUGACCCGCUCCACACCCCAGUACCGUGCUGCCAGCAUUUAUGGCGGUGCUGGUGGGCAGGGCGCCCGCAUUUCCUCUGUCUCUACGUCUUCCCUGCGGUCUGGUGCCCCAAUCACCUCUUCUUCCUCUGCCUUUAAGCUGAGCAGUGGAAUGAGUGGUGGUAUGGGCUCAGGUUUUGGUGGUGCCGGUGCAUCCAUGGCGACUAGUGGUGCUGGGAUCAUGGGCAAUGAGAGGGGAGCCAUGCAGAACCUCAACGACCGCCUGGCCAAUUACCUGGAGACGGUGAGGAACCUGGAACAGGCCAACAAGGAGCUGGAGAUGAAGAUCAUGGAGGCGCUGGAGAAGGGGGGGCCCGACAUGAGAGACUACAGCAAGUAUGAACCCCUCAUAGACGACCUGCGCAAACAGAUCUUCGAUAAGGUAUCAGAGAAUGCUCGUUUUGUGCUCCAGAUCGACAAUGCCCGUCUUGCUGCCGAUGACUUUAAAGUAAAGUUCGACAAUGAGAUGGCAAUCCGCCAGUCUGUGGAGGCCGACAUUGCUGGGCUGAAGAGAGUCAUAGAUGACACCAACAUGACUAGGAUGAACAUCGAGAGUGAGAUUGAAGCUGUGAAGGAGGAGCUCAUCUUCCUAAAGAAGAACCAUGAGAAUGAGGUGAUGGAGCUCAGGAAUCAGAUCUCCCAGUCAGGCGUGCAAGUGGACGUUGAUGCUCCCAAAGGUCAUGACCUGGCCCAGAUCAUCGAGGACAUGAGGGGCAACUAUGAGAAGAUUGCAGCGAAGAAUUCAGAGGACCUCAAACGAUGGCAUGAAAAUCAGAUUGUGGAUGUGCAGGCGCAGGUUACACAGAACACAGAAGCUCUCCAAGGGGCCCAGAUGGAGAGGAGUGACUUAUCCAGACAGAUACAGACCCUGGAAAUUGAACUUACAUCCCAACAGAGCUUAAAAGCCUCCUUAGAGGACACAUUACGUAACACAGAGCUACGAAACAACUUGGAAACAGAGAAGUACAAUGCCCUUAUUAUCCGUCUGGAGGAGGAGCUGACCAACUUGCGUGCAAACAUCCAGCAUCAGACCCAAGAGUAUGAGGCGCUGCUCAACAUAAAGAUGAAACUGGAGGCCGAGAUUGCCACUUACAAGAGUUUGCUGGAUGGUGGAGACUUCAAGCUCCAGGAUGCGCUGGAUGAGCUGGCGGCAUCAAUCUAAUUUGGAACAAAGAAUCUGUGACCAUCCCAACAAUGAAAGCAGAACCCACAACUAUCCAUUAUGGGAAAAAUUCCAUGCUGGCCCAGUCAACUAAAGCCAAAUUUGAACCAAGACCACAUACCGUGCAGACCUUAAAUGGUUUAAGCAAUUCUGAAUAAAGGCAUUCGACCACACCGCAGUGAAACAGACAGGGCUAUUUCAAAAGCAACCAUUGCCUGACCUGAAAGCAAAAUAAAGAUGAAUAAAACCA